Plasmodium knowlesi strain H is the source of this 1224-nucleotide messenger RNA. RefSeq names its product peptide chain release factor 1, putative. The coding region runs from base 1 to 1224 and encodes 407 amino acids. Gene Ontology annotation, biological process: translational termination. Gene Ontology annotation, molecular function: translation release factor activity. The record is from RefSeq and is a predicted model, not a curated record. Lineage: Eukaryota; Apicomplexa; Aconoidasida; Haemosporida; Plasmodiidae. The transcript has 2 exons.
AUGAACAAGCCACUAAGCCUUGCAGUCAGGUACUUCCUCUCGACGAGAAGCAGAAGAUUCUUCUCUUCCAUCCCGGCUGAACUAACCAACAGCCAACAGAAACUCCUCAUAGAGCUAGCCAAAAGAACGGUUUCAAGGAUAGGGGAUGGCAGAACCUAUCAGAAAAUCACCAAAAUUCAGGAACGCUCAAAAAUAUUGAAGACACUCCAUGAUGAUUUAGAUGUAUAUACAGAGCUAUUCCAGGAAAGUGGAUUCAUCGAUGGCGGACUCAACCCAGAUAAAACCAUCCAGGAGGUGAAGUCCUCCUCCCUUAUGGACACAGACGAUGAUAUCAAGGAACUCCUACGCACGAUCGAAGAUGUUGGAAGCUUGCUCCUGCAAGAAGUGGUUGACUUUUACAAAAGCGUCGUUAACACGGAACAUCAUUUGGACACAGAAGAGGUGAAGGUAGAGAUCACCCCCGGAGUGGGGGGCCUCGAAGCCAAGCUAUUCUGCAACGACCUUUUCAGCAUGUACGAACAGUUCUGCAAAGAGAAAAAUUUCCAGUGCAAUCUCAUCAAAGGAGAGAGUGAGGACACCAAGGAUGGUUACAGAAGCAUCGUGGCAAUCAUCAAGGGAGAGCGCGUCUAUGAGCACUUCGUCCAGGAAAAUGGCAUCCACCGUGUGCAGAGAAUUCCAGUGAAUAGUAAAAAAAUACAAACUUCCACAUCUGUUGUAUUUGUAUCUGAUGAGGAAAGCUUAAAAAAAAAAAUUCAAAAAAAAAUGAACUUCGGUAAAAACGAUCUCCUUAUAGAAACCAAGAGAUCUGGAGGAGCCGGAGGACAAAGCGUAAAUAAAAAUGAAACAUGUGUAAAGAUACUCCAUAAGCCAACCAACCUUUCUGUAGAAGUACAAAAAACUUCUAGUCAAAUACAAAAUAGAAGUAUGGCUAUACAGGCACUGAAGAAUAAACUCUUCUCCUUUUACUAUCAACAGGAAAAGGAUCUAUACUUUAAAUACAAGAAGAGCCACAAGAUGAGUGGAGAUAGAAGUGAGAAAAUACGAACUUACAAUUUUGUUGGUAAUUUUAUUACUGACCAUCUUAGGAAUGUGCAGUACCCUGGGAUCGAUUUGUUCUUCAGGGGUGAUGGCCUCGUUCGUCUCGUUGAUCAUCACAGGAAGGUUUUCUAUCGACAACUCGUCGAUGAAACGUUGAGCUUCAUCUUGGCUCGCACGGAACAGUGA